Messenger RNA from Sphaeroforma arctica JP610, 266 nucleotides. Lineage: Eukaryota; Ichthyosporea; Ichthyophonida. The record is from the annotation of a RefSeq genome assembly.
AUGAUCCACUUUGAAUGUGUGCAAUACUUCGAUGCCCACAGCCUUGACACAAAUGCCCAUGCCGAUUUCUGCCGGUGGUCCAAUCGCAAGGCUUCGCGCGAGUCUACCUACACCUAUAUAAAGGACAAAGACGGCACUGACCUGCCCUCGCCUUUAGGACGGGAACCCAUACGCACCCGACAUACGCCCACAGGUUCACCCAAGUCAAGAACUGUCAGUCCUCGAGUGUCUCCCGCCAAAUCACUCGACCCCAAUGUUAAGGAUAG